AUGAGCUUUUCAUCCUCCCCCAUCGCCGACUCAUUUCCCUCGACCCGGUACUCGUCCCCAAACCCAUCGCCAACCACCGAGUCGGGGGACCUCCCUAUUGAGGUGGACCAAUCGUUCAACUCGUCCAUGUCAAUAUCGGAGUCGCCCUACUUUUCGCCUACGCCCAACCACGCAAAGUAUCAGGCGUCUCCAUUAUCCGACACUCUUUCUCCGCCCCCGGCCAACCUCUUCGGAGCUAGAGUCAAGCGUCCAGAUCCCGUCCCGCUCCAACGCGGAUCGGCAGACCUGGGCGUCGGCCUGGACAUGAAGCGGGGGUUCGGGCGGGAAUUGAGUGGAAAUGCGGUCCAGGCAAGAGGGAAGGGCAUGAUGCUGCCCCCGGCGGUACCAGACAAGACGAAGCGAGGGGGUCUGCCUAUGCAGUGGAGCAGUAGUAACGAGGAGAACGGGGCGAAGCUAUUUCAGCCGCACAUGCCGAGGAGAGAAACGGAACCAUGGCCAUCACCCAAAUCCAGCACGUCCAGUAGGAAUGGGAUGGAAAUCGACUCGCCUGCCAACUCUGCUCGCAUGGACGGAUCAGUGAUCGGCGACUCGCCCGGCUUCGGCUCACUCUUCCACGACUCGCCAAUAGCUCCCCCUCAACAAAGCAAGCGUCGACCUCUCAUCACGGAAUCUCCCGCAUCGCCGUCCGGCUCCCCGUCGGCGAAGCGUACCUCGCUCGGCUCGCGCGGCAUGGAAAAGACUGUCUCGUCUGGACCCAUGCUCUUUGGCAGUACAGCGAUCCGGGGCAAUACUCUCGGCACCCGCCGUCCGCAGCCAUACAAGCGGCCUAUGCUCGCUCCGGUCAAUACUGCCGACACUCGGAUGCAGUCUUUCGGCUCGGCGGAUGCGGUGCUCUACCCCUCCCUUCCGGCCGGUUCGGCCCAGCUCGCGCCCUUUGCUCGAGCAAUGGCUGCACCGAUGCGUCGUGCCUAUUCCGUCUGCGACCAACCCAAUGUGCCCGAUAUCUCGGAAGACGAGUCGGAGUACGAAGCCUCCCCGUCCAAUCCGGGUGGACUGGGUCGGCCGGGCGGAGCGCGCCAAAAGCUGGGCGGGUCGAGAUUGGCCACGGGUGUCGAUGGCUCGCCGGGCGUCAAGCCUAUGCGGAGCAGCAUAGCCGUGCCGAUGGUAGCUGCGGACGGGGCGAGUCCGAUGCGGAAGGGCAAGUGGGCCAGCCCGUACGCGGGCAUGCCAGGGUUUGGGGAUAACGAAAUGGACGGCAAGAUCUUGCCGUGUCACAAGGUCAAGGAAGAUGGGCUGGUACGGAUCACACCUGAUACUCUCGACAGCCUUAUUUCCGGCCAGUACACCGACAAGAUCAAGCGGUAUCACAUUAUCGACUGUCGGUUCGACUAUGAAUACGCCGGCGGACAUAUCGCCGGCGCUAUCAACGUCAAGUCGAUGGACGCGCUGGAUGAGUUGUUGCUGCAGGAGGCUACGGGGGUGUAUCAGGAUGGGAUGGAUCUGCCUGUGCCGAGCAGGAGUGGGGAGUUGGAGGAUGGGGAACAGGUGGUGCUGGUGUUUCAUUGCGAGUUCUCGGCCAAGCGGGCGCCUACUUUUGCGAAACAUUUACGGUCAAGGGAUCGAACGGUCAACUCUGCUCUUUACCCCAAGAUCUUCUACCCCGAGAUUUACAUCUUGGAAGGGGGGUAUUGCGGAUUCUACCAGCAACAACCUAACCACUGCGAUCCACAAGGCUAUAUCCCUAUGGACGAUCCCCGACACUUUCAACGGCGGGAUUCCGACCUGCACGACUUUCGCAAAUUCGCACGUACCCGCUCCUUUACCUACGGCGAGACACAACCCGUCGCGCCUUCGCGAAGCGCACUUCCGUGCCCUCCCCUCGCCUUUGCCGCGGCCUCGGCGGCUCAGGGUCGGCGUAGUGGCCCCACUAUUGACGAGGACGACGAGCACGACUCGAGCCCGUCCGGCCCGUCGGGGGAUAGCGGGAUGGAGGCGAGUCCAUGUCCCCGUGUGUGCUCCAUGGGGACCGCACCUAUCUUUGGGAGCGCCAAGACGAGGACUCUAGGGCGGAUGGGGAUGGGACGGACGGCAUCGUACGCCGGGACAACAUUCGGUCGAUAA
This is a messenger RNA of Dioszegia hungarica, 2121 nucleotides long. RefSeq names its product tyrosine phosphatase. Gene Ontology annotation, cellular component: nucleus; cytoplasm. The coding region runs from base 1 to 2121 and encodes 706 amino acids. Gene Ontology annotation, molecular function: protein tyrosine phosphatase activity. Lineage: Eukaryota; Fungi; Basidiomycota; Tremellomycetes; Tremellales; Bulleribasidiaceae. Gene Ontology annotation, biological process: protein dephosphorylation; positive regulation of G2/MI transition of meiotic cell cycle; positive regulation of G2/M transition of mitotic cell cycle. The transcript has 5 exons. The record is from RefSeq and is a predicted model, not a curated record.